Molecule: messenger RNA, 2917 nt
Organism: Penaeus chinensis
Lineage: Eukaryota; Metazoa; Arthropoda; Malacostraca; Decapoda; Penaeidae
Product: glutathione S-transferase 1-like
Exons: 6
Coding region: 371-1090 (239 amino acids)
Biological process (GO): glutathione metabolic process
Molecular function (GO): glutathione transferase activity
Source: RefSeq, a predicted model, not a curated record
AGUCGCCGUUUUGAGGACAGACUGGGAGCAGACUGGGUCGGGCUUGGGCGUGUCGGCUUCGUGUGUCUUACUCAAGCCUGUUGGGGCUGGUCGGCCAUCAAAACGGGCGGAGCCUUUGUUGGUAAUUGAGGACUUUCUUGGAUCUGGUGCGGCCCUCGCGCAGUGACCGAGCAGCGGCAUCAACAAACGGCCCUCACAGACUGACCCUCCAGGGGGCGACCCCGGCUCCUGUGCCUUCCUGAACGUGCCUUCGCUGCCUGCGACUCCCUAGUGCCUUACAGUGCCUCUCAAUUAGUAUUUCUUAGCGUGAUAGUGUUAGUAAAUAUCCACACGUACAUCGCAUCACCGCCGAGAGUGCGAGAGAGCGAAGAUGGCUUGGCUUAGCACCGAGUUCUACUACUACAAGGGCAGCGCCCCCUGCCGCGCUGUCUGGAUGACCCUGAAGAUGCUGAAGGUCGAGUACGAGGACAAGCAAGUGGAUCUCCUGAAGGCGGAGAACAAGCGACCGUGGUUUGUGCGGCUGAACCCCCAGCACACCCUCCCCACCAUCAACGACCAAGGAUUCGUCCUUUGGGAGAGCCGCGCCAUCAUGAUGUACGUGAUGAACAAAUACGUCACGGAGGAAACACAGUACUUGUAUCCAACCGACCCGGAGGAGAGAGCACGGGUGGACCGAAUGCUCUUCUUCGACAUGGGGACGCUGUACCACGCCAUUAAGGAGUACUUCGCCCCCAAAAUGCACCAGGGAUUACCUCCAGACCCCGACAAGGAGAACCUGCUUAAGACCAGCUUGGACUACCUGGACACCUUCCUAGAGACGGGCGGCGUCCCUUACCUGUGUGGCGAGAGGUAUACCAUCGCUGACAUUUCCAUCUUGGCGUCCAUCACUGAACUGGACGCCAUGGACUACUCCUACAAGUGCUAUGGCGAAGUCCUCAGGUGGAGCCAGAGGAUGAAGGAGAACUUCCCGUUCUACAAGGAGUGCUGCGAGGAAGGAGUGGAGAUGACGAGAGCAAGAGUCAAGCAACUGGAACAAGACCUCAAGAAGCAGCUCGAGAAGGAACGCAAACAGUCCAUCACGAAAAAGUAGACUGCCUCACGCCACACGACCAGGAUGGAUCUGGCAGCGCUGGGAAGACACGCAGUUGUUACAUGAAUGACUCGACUGUAUUUCAUAGUGUGAGCGGAACAUGUAGAAGGAACUUGUUCAUUGGUGUGUAUUUUCAAUGCAUAAGAACCAAUAUGUAUAAACAUAUUAUAUAUACAUAUAUAUAUAUAUAUAUAUAUAUAUAUAUAUAUAUAUGUAUAUAACAUACCCCACUAAAAGGAAGAUAAUGAUCAUAUAGCUUAUGACAUUCAGCACAAGAUGAUAUCCAUGGAGUUUGAAAUUGGAUUAAUUACAAUUUGCGACAUAGUCUAAUCCUAUUUUUUUUAACAAUAGAAAUUUUUAACAAAAUUUCAGAAUGAAACCUCCAUGGCACGCUGAUAGUAUAUUAGGUGAAAUUAGAAGGAUUUAUCACAGAAUUGUUAAUUGGAUAUUAGCAGUAUUUGAAGUAUGAUUGCCUCUUUGAUUAUGUUGUUAGUCUUGCGACUUGAAACCUAAUUUUCCCUAUGCUUAUUGUUUGCUUUUAGGUAAAUUUGUAGAUCAUAUAUUCUCAUUAUUAUGUAUUAGAUGUUGUGACGUAAAAACAAAUGUUUCCAGAAAAAAGACAGUCACGUUGGAAGAAUAUCACAAAAUCUACCGUUUAUUUUGGUUUAUACAGAGCAUUGGUUGACUUCAAGAUUUCCUAACCCAUUUAAGUUAAACAUUAGCUUAAUUUCCCCUGGUGAUCGUUGCGUUCUCUGCGACUCUUACCGACACCGGAGUUCAUGUUAUCAGUGAUGAAAUUUCAGUCCACCAUAGAAGAGAUGCUACUAGGAAAAUUAGGAAAUGAGGUUGUAUAUGUGAGCAGUAUUCUAGUUUCGUAGAGAGUUAGAAUACGUCUCACUAAGUAACGCAGUUGCACUUUCAACCAAAGGCGACGCGUUAUAUGUCUCAGUAUUACUGCUGUGUUGUUUGUUAUAUAUUCUAAGGCAUGACUGAUCGUAUCUGAUUUUUGGUACGUAAAAGUCUGAUGUUGUGGUCAAAUUUCGUAGGGAAAUGAAUUUUGUUUCUUGAGCGUCAUUCACUCCACUAUUCUGUCACAAAAAUAUAGCUUAUAAGGGAAUUUAAAUAUGCAGAUUUGCUUGUUUUAUAUAAAAAGUUGCAAUGACGUGAAUGCUCUGUUACUAAUGCCUUGCCCUUCCAAUACUUAUGUUUACCCGGGGAAUUUUGCCCUUCAUCGAUUCCUGGUCUGAAAUGAACCACGUACUUUAUAUCUGGAAUUAUUCACAUACAAUAGUUGUUUUCAUUAACCCUUUCCUUAUUAGAGAAUUUGAUUUCAAUAAAAAAUAUUGAAAUUCGUGUAUGCUAAAAUUUUCUCUGGGUAUUUCCCUUCUCUCUUGCACUUGUGCCUCUUAUACAAUUAAAGUGAAAUUAUGUUUAAAAAGGUUUAGUUAACUUUGGACUGGCGCGUCAUGUCUGCCUUUUCACUCUGGGUUUAGACAAAUGCUUGAUAUUGUAGGUUCUACUGUCCAUCAGACCCUCAACCCCAAGACCACAGUGUAUAGUCAUUACUUCAUAAAUGCUAUAAGAAUGGUCUUCCAGCUGGUGAUGUUCGGAAGGACGUGGCAAAUUAUUUUGAUUAGACACAAGUUCCGAAUAUCAGAAGAAGAGAGAAAAAAAUACUGUAGACAACUUGCUGACAGGAAAACAGUUUUUGAGGUGUUACAGAUUUUGUUUCAUAUGGGUGGGUGGAUGUACAGAUGAAUUUAUUCUAGAAACAUUUUGAUGCUUUUAAUGUAAAGAGUGUGAAAUAAAGUUGUAUUACCAAAAUUA